Messenger RNA from Colletotrichum karsti, 3675 nucleotides. RefSeq lists its product as uncharacterized. Lineage: Eukaryota; Fungi; Ascomycota; Sordariomycetes; Glomerellales; Glomerellaceae. The transcript has 6 exons. The record is from RefSeq and is a predicted model, not a curated record. Bases 1 to 3675 code for a protein of 1224 amino acids.
AUGAGCCUCCUUUCGGAGUACUACAAGGAGCUGCAUCAAAACAGGCUCGUUGAGAAGCCCGACGUUUCUCGUAUGGAAAGCUUGUUUGUGAAGGCAUCGACGAUGCUCAAGAGAGUGUUGAUGAUUGUGGACGGCAUCGAUGGAUGCUCAAAUUACGGCAAUACUAUCAUGGACUUGGUGUCUUCUCUGGUGUCCCAAUGCCAGAAUUUGAGCAUUGUUAUGAUCUCUAGGCCAAACCAGUACAUUGAGUCAAGUUUCAUUACAUGGCCCAAUCCAUCAAAACUCGAGAUCACAACUUCGGCAGAGCAACUCAAGCUGUUCACCGCCAUGGAACUUCAGAAGAGAGUCAAUUGUGAAAGGCUGGCUAGCAUUGACCCAAGGAUUAAAGAUGAGGCUUUGGAGCGGCUCAGCCAUGGAAAUGGAGCAAGUUUCCGGUUGAUAGCUUGCCAAAUUGAGUUCCUCGCAGGAAGUGCUGUCAGCAAUGAAUGGGCAGCCUUUCUGGAGGAGCCUCCGCAAACCCUAGAGUCCUUGUCCUUGCCCAGUCAGUAUACGUGGGACUCGAUGGGGGCCCUGGCACUCAAGUCUUCCGAAUGGACGAAAGACUACGAUUUAUUUGCCAUUGUUGUGAGAGCAGGUGGUCAGCUGCAUGACGAGACGAUCGAAAUUUUCAGAUCGCAAUACCGAAAGCGAAAUGGACGACCUAACGACUCGGCACUAGUAGACGCAUCUGCAGUCUUGGACAUGCUCGCCGGAAUGGCCAAGAGAGGAGAAGGGGAAGCCGCCGCGUACUUGAAAGCAUUCAAGAAGGUCAUUUCGGAGUCAACCGAGGUCGAAGAACCAUUUCCAGUUUCCGAAGCAAUUACGGACACCAUGCUCAUGGAGAGAAUGUGGAAAGCAAUCGAAACAGACACAUUGAGCACACUCAAAGAAGCAUACCAACGUUGCAGCGGCCAUCUUUUCGAGGGGGAUAGCAUGACGAGACAUCUGGAUUUCGCUGUUUCAUGCUCAGCAGUCUCCUGUCUCGACUUCUUACUCACAUCAUAUGUCGAACAGAGACAUGACAAAGGCAGGUUGUCAGAGAUGGUUCUAAAUUGCAGUGAGAAUCGCAUGGAGGACGUGCUCAUGUGUCUCCUCGGCCACGGAGCCAUAACAACCACAAAGGACAACAUGCAGCGCACAAUAUGGCACCUCUCAGCCGAGAACGAAGACUGUGGCUCGAGGAUCCUCCAAGCUCUUCUAUCACAUGUUGAUCAGACCCAGCUUGAGCGGGCAUUACACAUGCUCGACUCCAAUGGACAGACACCGCUAGCCAGGGCUCUCCAGUGCGAAAGUCAUCAAUGCGUCGAAAUGAUGACCAGACAUUGCGAAGAAGAUCCCACGCUACUCCAAAGCAUCUCGCCACCGGUGAACUCUCUCAUUGGGGACAUCGAGUCCCCAGGCGCCCUCAAAAAGCUAUACGAAAAGGGUCUUCUUCCAAAGCUGCCAGGAGAGAUUCCGUUACAUUGCCUUGGACGAGAAUCAACAGCGGAUACCAUACGCGAACUUCUGGACAUCUAUCCGUACGCUGAGGCUUUGUUGUGGAAAAGUCCUCUUGAACUCUACUUGGCAGCAACUGAGUUCCACCGAUACGAUGAAGAGAGCUUGAAAGAACUCAUCUCUGCCGACUUAUCCCUACCGCCUGAUACGUCCAGGCGACACAUCUGGGCAUUUGUCUGCAACAAAAUUCGCACCAUUCACGCCUACCCUCAGCAAGAUCGUGUAGACUGGGGUGCCGACCUUGUUAAGCUCCUCAUAGACUCAGGUUGCCUGGCGUCCUACGAGAAAAUUUUCAAUAUCUCGGGUUUGAAGGAGAUCGAAUACUUGCUCAACAUGGGUAACAUACGAGUAGGCGUGAAGCUAGACCCUGAUCUCGUCUCUGUGUUAGAGGACGUCUUCAUUUCGACAUUUGAUUCCACCACAGACCCCAGCUUUCUGAAGUCUAGCGGCAUGGAUUGGAAGAUGUUGAAGUGGGCUGCUGCUUGCGAUUCCGUACUUCCCUCGCGGGUCAUUGCAAGCGCUGGUUUGCUUUUCCUCGGCAAAAUGGAUACCGACAACUGCUCAAUCGAUGGCAAUGGAGACUUGUACGGACUCGGCGUACGGGUCGGCGUUUAUUGCCAAUGGAUGUCAUCCUGGAUUCACAUGCUGGUCGACGAAGAGAGCGCCGAAGAUGUCCACGGAGUCAACGCCAUCUUCGUGUUCGCUAUCAUCAUUGCAACGAUACUAGCUCAGGUGCAUCAUGAUGUUCGCCCAAUAGAGCUGUACAUUAUGUUGCAAAUCUCUCUCGGCUUCUUCAUGACGGUCCUCAGCACCAUUGGAGUUCGCAAUCAUUUCUUACGGCCCGAACGGAUAGAGCUCAUAUGGCACCAUUUCCGCAGAAUCCUCGAAAAGCGCAAGGUGGAGCGACUCAAACGGGAAAGGUUCUGGACUCGACAACGCUUUCAAGAAGCGUUUGAAGAGGAGCGGGCAUCUAAGAGCCCCCUCAAAGCUCUGGGUGCCGCCCUUUGGAGAAUGGCCAAUGGCUUCCUUGAAGACGCGGCCGCGAAGAAUUAUGUCUCCAAUCCAAACUUCGAAGUGCCCCUCGAAUAUCUCACACCUUUCAAGCCCAGUCAUAUAUCAUGGCUUGGUGUGUUAUGGAGAACGUCCAUCCUUGGUAUCGUUGCCGGUUUCAACGUGUACUUCUGGUGUUCAGUUAUGAAAACACCGGAUAUCGACAGGGGUUGCGGUUCUCCUUUCAUAUUUCUUUUCUCAAAACAGCGCAUUCACGAGCCAGUAAUCAUAUUCUCGCAAAUCAUCUCAAUUAUUAUCGUCAUUCUGGUCCUGCCACUCUGUCUUCUCUUGACGUCUGCGGCUGGGUUUCUUGUCACUCUCUUAGCAUUUUGUGCCGUCCGAGAUAUCAUUUACUUCAUGGUACCCAGUGCGACUCGGGCAACCAAGGUUGCUCGACGCGUACUGCUUCCUAUUUUUGAGAGGAUACAGUACUAUCUUAGAGUCAGCGAGUUCGUUCUAAAACGAACACCUAGUCUGCGAUUCUUGAUUUCAAUCAUUUGGCUCUUCAUCUUGAUCAUUCAACUACUUUCCUUCUUCACAAACCUAUCCGAUCCGGCAACUGUCAGGAUCCAUGCUGUCGUCAGAGCUGGCAUUUCGCUCUUCACCCCAAGACAUUCAGAUACCAAGACUCACAAACAUUUACCUGAUGCAACUCAUGCCAUGACGGAUGCUAGUAAGAGACGUCGAAUAAGAUCCAUUUCUCGUAUCCUGAGCAUCGUUUGGAACGUUUUGGUCUUCCUUAGUAUACUGUGGUUCAUACUCUCGAUUGAGCUGACGCUGGGGUGGAACAAUGUUCAAGAUGUCAACGAAAUCAAGACCACCGGGCAGCUCAUUCCUUUCAUUAUCGGAUGUGUCAGCACAUGUCAGGUUCUGAAACAAGUUGGACUCAUUGGCCUUCGAAAGUUGUUUCCAGAUUGGGCAAACUAUGAGCUGGAGGCAGCGUACACUGCGAGGGGUGGAAUCAAGUUCCACAUAAACCACGUUGAGCCAGAACAAGAGAAGGCUAUCGUAACUUCAGACGUGCAAACUGGACAAAACGGGUCGUUGAAGAAUGCUGGAAGCGUUCAGUCAUCGGGCUUCAUCAGUUGA